CUUAUUAAAUAGAGCAGAUAUGUAUAGAUGUGAUUUACCAUUUGUUGAUCUGGUUCAACUCUGACAGCAGCUGUUACGAAGAAGUCGGACAUUAUGGAAUCAAACUCAAAUAAUUCUGUCUCAAUGUUGGUGGGAACAAAACGGACUGUUAGCUUGACUGCAGAUGGCAGUGUCUACAAGAAGUAUGGUAUAUAUUUAAAGAAGUGCAACUUCGACUUGAAAGUGGAUGGCAGUUCCUACAAAAUGAAGUUCUUCGUGGACAGAGUGGAUCCAAACUCACAAGCAUAUCAAGCGGGAAUAGUAUCCGGCGAUGUUAUUCUGACAGUGACGUCAGAUGUCAGCCCUAUAGCUAGGCGUCACUCGACAUCGUCUGGUUCGUCCACGACCUCAGGAAAAUCCACAUCUGGAAAAAAAAGAGGCAAAGGAUCCACUGCAAGCUCUAGUAGUGGUAUGGCCGUGGAUAGUAAUAAGUAUGACUCAUCUGUGCUAUGUCCGGCACUGAAUAAGCAGACCUAUUAUGUAAACAACAACGAUUUGGGAAAGUUUGAGGAAUUCCUUGAGCAGAAUAACGAGAUAACCCUAACUGUCAUCUACGUGAAUGCUCGCGAGUGGAAUAGACUGGUAGAGGGAAAAGAAAGACUCGAGAAAGAGUAUAGAGAGAAGGAAAUGUCUCUGAAGGCAGUUGAGUACCACUUGUACGCUCUGCAAAACCCAGGCUGCAGCUAUCUGGAUUUCAACAAUAGUUCAGCUUCGCUUCAAAGCAGCUUGUUCACUCAGUCCAAUCCACCUCGCAGAUCGAUAGACGCACAAUUUUCUCUACCCAAUGGAGCAAAGAAUGCCAGCCAGUUUCGUGAUCGCCUUAUUUCGGAGCCGGGCAAGCUACAGAAGACUUCACUUUCUCGAUCUCAGCCAAAUAUGCUGAACAAGGAGUCUACGAAACAAUGGUUCCCAAAGUUUCUUAUGUCUAAAGCAAGAAAGGAAAGCACGGGGUCAAACAAGUCUAUUGACCGAAGUACAGACGGCGGUGCUUUGUUGAAAGCAUCCAUAAGCAAGUCCGAUCGACACUUCCAAGCAUCUGUUGGAGACAACUAUUCAAUUGACAGCGGUGUGGGAUCUAGGGGCAGGACUGAAAGUCCGUUCAACUCGGAGGCUCAAUCUGUGCGUAGCACGCGGAGACCUCUGGGAGACAACACCGAUACAAGCUCUUUGUGCAGCUCAACUCCUGGAAACGCCAAGAUCUUCCGCUCGCCUUCUUCUAUGAAUAGGUCACCUGACGUGUCAAAUAAAGAGCUCAACUCACUAGCUGGUGGAGUCACCUUGCCUCGAUUUCGCAACAAAAAUUUUCUUGCGAAUUUGAGCGACCAAAACUCAACAUCGGCGUUCAAGCCGAACAGAUCCCUGCCUUACAAACCCCAUCACCAUUUUCAGACGCCCGUCAAAUGCAACCCAGAAGUCAUGCACCCUUCACACUGGAAAAUAGCUACGCAGCUUCACGAGCCUUGCCGGGAGGCAAUUUUGGAAGUGUCGCUUUGAAAACAGCGAAACAUAUUAAAAUGGGAUCGUCUCCACUGUACUCGUCGAAUACUUCUUUAACUUCCAAUGUAUCUGCUAAGUCGGCUCCGGCGGUCAAUGGUUCACCGAGCAGCCACGACUCGUCUCGCACUUCGGAUCGUGUGUUUGCAUCAGAUGUCGACACCGUAUCUCAAAGUUCGGACUGCUUACGAACUUCCAGUGCACGAUCAUCGUACAGCGCGUCAACUCCAAAUGUAAAUAACGUUGAUUACAAUUCUUCCCAGUUGCGAGAAUCAGCAUCGUUUGAAGUUUCAAACGAGUCCUCGAUCAGCUCACGAGAAGAAAGCGAAGUUGUGAACUCGUAUUCCGAAACAAAUGCGCCUCCGAGGCCCCACAAUUUGGAAGUUACAAACGAUGAUUCGAAACAGAAUGGUGCUAAGUCUGAACAAAAUAAUAACAGAGUCAAUAUGACGGCAGAAUCAGGAAAUGACACGGAUCAUAACGUACAUACCCCUAUCAUUGAUUUAUCGGCGCAGAAGCGGUUCUUGUAUGAAACCCAGCUAUAAGUGCCAUAUGUUUUGCUGGCAACUUGAAUUUAUAAUGUAGAAUUCGACUCCUGUUAGUCGUAGAUAGUUUAAGUUUCCAAUUCGUUGCUGAAGUUUUGAGUGGGCCCUAAGUUUAUUGCUUCAUCAGUCAAUGAUUUUGAACUCAACUCGUUCUUUUUUCGAA
This is a messenger RNA of Symsagittifera roscoffensis, 2241 nucleotides long. RefSeq lists its product as uncharacterized. Bases 94 to 1533 code for a protein of 479 amino acids. NCBI's taxonomy places the organism in Eukaryota, Metazoa, Xenacoelomorpha, Acoela, Convolutidae. The transcript has 10 exons. Gene Ontology annotation, molecular function: protein binding. The record is from RefSeq and is a predicted model, not a curated record.